UUAUACUGAGCUGUAAUUGGCCGGCAACACUCAUGUGGGCGGGGACUGGCACCAAAAAGCUGGUGAGCAACUGAGGGCUAGUCACUCCCGGGACCCGAGUCUUUCCUUCCUGUCACAUCCCAGUGGCCACGUCCCUUCGCUUGUGCCAGAAUGGCUGCUCGCAGCUUGCUGUGGAGGUCUGGGACCUUCAGUCUUAUCAUCCUCCCUUUACUGCUUGUGCCCUGCCCGGGGGCAGCACAAACUACUAACACUAAUGCUUCUGUUUUGGAAACUACAGACUCCCCUUCCACAGACCGUUCUACUCCAUUCUUGAAGACUUCUAGCAAAAGUGACAACUUGAGCUCUUUAGCUGCAGCCCCUCAAAUGACAAAUGUCUCCUUAAAUGCAAGUGGCAGUUCACUUAACACAGUAGAACUUGAAAUCAAUGCCACGCUUAAUAAUAAUAAUAAUAAUACUUCAGAGAAAAGCCCAACAUCAGCUAGUAGCACUUCUUCAGUUGCAACGCAACAAGUGACCAAGAAGACUGCAAGUUCAGUUACUACAUCUUCUCUUCUUUCCACUCUGAUCAAAAUGACUUCUCCAACAGUUGCCAAGCCAUCGGAAGAGUCAGAAAUUGAAGAUGAAAACUUUUUGAUUGAUGAGAAGAGCACAAUGGUUAGCUCCAUGUCACCUACAAAGGAGUCUACAGAUGGAGAUCCCAGUCCCAAUGAGGGUUUGGAUAGCAUAGACUAUGAAGCAACAACUUUUGAUAAAGAUGAUGAAGAUACUGGUGAUGAACAGUUUAAUCAAAAUGAAGAUGAUGAUGCUGACAACUAUGAAACAAACUAUAGGGAAGAUAUAACAAGUAUUUCAGAAUCUAAUGAAGACAGCCAUUUUUUCUUACACUUGGUUAUAAUUGUCUUUCUGAUUGCUUUUGCAUACAUUGUCUACCACAACAAAAGAAAGAUCUUCAUCCUAUUGCAGAGCAGACGGUGGCGAGAAUCUCUUUGUUCUAAAAAUGCGGGCUACCGCCGCUUGGAUCAGAAUGUGAAUGAAGCAAUGCCUUCAAUUAAAGUUACUGACCGUUACGUAUUUUGAGGCGCUCAAAUAUUUACUCCGCUGGAUUGAUAUUUGUUUUUGCCUAUAGGCUACACAGCCAUUGAACCAAUGAUUAGGUGUAACUGCACUUUUUUCGAAUGAUGAUAUUGUUUACAAGCUAUACUGUGUAGUACAUCAGAUUGUUUUAUCUUUAACUUUUCUGAACUGAUAAUUUGAAUGUAAAUUCAUAAUUAUAUUUAAUAGUUAUUGACAACAACUGGACUUUAAAGCAUAAUCAGAAAUUUGAGCUAACCUUUUCUCUAUAGUAAGCACAUGUCAUAGAUCUUCUGCAGCUACAGAACCCUAGUGGCACGUACCUUCUGGUACCUGGCAGAUACAGUGUUCUGCUCAUUCAUUAGCCACCGAUGUCAGUGUCACAUGUGCAGAGUGCUUUUAUUGGCGCUUGUGCCCAAAAACCGUAGUGUCCCAGCAGAGACAGAGCAUGUCCUGGGCUUCCAAACACCCACUUGCAAGGACUGUCAAAAGUGCAGGAUGAGCAAAGGUACCGGGUGAUGUUGCUGGGAAGCAGUUUUUAUUUUAUGAGACUACGGUACUCAGCCCAGAGAUAUAAGUACAUUCUAUAAUGGAACUGAAAGCUUGGAGGUGUUGUUUGGGCUAUCAAAGGUUAUACUCUGGCAAAAUUAUGUAUUUAAGGACAAAAAUAAAAAUGUAUUUAAUUUUAACUUGGGAUAAUUAUAACUAGAAAUAAGUACAGGCAAUAGUAUCUCAUCAACAAAGGUGUCUCUUUUUGUGUUAUUCCCUACUUAAACACAUGGUAAAUAUCAGCCAAUUGUGAACCACUUUAAGUGGCAAUCCACACAUAUAUGCUGAUUUUGUAGAUCCCUCUACUUGAAAAAUACUAAGGUUGAAAGAUUAAAGAAAAGUUAAAAUUUA
This is a messenger RNA of Xenopus tropicalis (tropical clawed frog), 1971 nucleotides long. It is a transcript of the gene c3h5orf15, whose product is annotated as chromosome 3 C5orf15 homolog. The transcript has 3 exons. Lineage: Eukaryota; Metazoa; Chordata; Amphibia; Anura; Pipidae. The record is from RefSeq and is a predicted model, not a curated record. Bases 151 to 1077 code for a protein of 308 amino acids.